Messenger RNA from Prunus dulcis (almond), 1557 nucleotides. RefSeq names its product shewanella-like protein phosphatase 1. The transcript has 9 exons. Bases 67 to 1257 code for a protein of 396 amino acids. Lineage: Eukaryota; Viridiplantae; Streptophyta; Magnoliopsida; Rosales; Rosaceae. Gene Ontology annotation, molecular function: hydrolase activity. The record is from RefSeq and is a predicted model, not a curated record.
AAAGUUAUAGCUUAGCAAGCAAUAUGAAUGGCCACUGACUCACUGAGUCAUUGACAUUCCCAAGCAAUGGCUUCGCUCUGUCUGAACUCGUGGCCCCUGUCUCCACCUUCCCAACCCCCCAAACUCUCAGAGGCUCCUUCUCCUUCUUCUAGUUCUCUCAACAUUAAUAGUUAUUAUGGCAGCAAAGGAGAAGCCUCAAAGCCCAUAGUUGUUAGUGGAAACCCACCCACCUUUGUUUCUGCUCCUGGUCGCCGAAUUGUCGCUGUUGGGGAUCUGCAUGGAGACCUUGACCAAACAAGAUGUGCACUUGAGAUGGCUGGUGUGCUGAGUCCUGAUGGUCAGGACUUAUGGACUGGUGGAGAAACGGUAUUGAUUCAGCUUGGGGAUAUACUUGAUCGAGGUGAAGAUGAAAUAGCCAUUUUGUCCUUGCUCCGAUCCUUGGAUAUACAGGCAAAAGAUGAAGGUGGAGCAGUUUUUCAGGUCAAUGGGAAUCAUGAGACUAUGAAUGUGGAAGGGGAUUUUAGAUACGUGGAAACUGGAGGAUUUGAUGAGUGUAUUGAUUUCCUGGAAUACUUGGAUGACAAUAGAGAUGACUGGGAAGAAGCUUUUGUUGGCUGGACUGGUGUCUCUAAACAGCUGAAGGAAGACAGGAAAAUGCCCCAAAAUUAUUGGGAUCCAUGGAAUCUAGUGAGGAGGCAAAAGGGUGUGAUUGCCAGAUCAAUCCUUCUAAGACCAGGUGGUCCAUUGGCAUGCGAGUUAGCACGGCAUGCUGUUGUUCUGAAGGUUAAUGACUGGGUCUUCUGUCAUGGUGGUCUUAUUCCUAACCAUGUUGCAUAUGGCGUAGAGAGGAUGAACAGGGAAGUAUCUCACUGGAUGAGAGGCCUCAGUGACAGUGAUGAGUCUGACAACCCUCACUUCCCUUUCAUAGCCACCAGGGGCUAUGACAGUGUAGUCUGGAACCGCUUAUACUCGAGAGAUACUUCAGAAUUAGAUGACUAUCACAACAACCAGAUACAUUCUAUUCUUGAAGAGACGCUACACGCAGUUGGUGCUAAGGCAAUGGUGGUGGGGCAUACUCCUCAAACUACAGGAGCAAAUUGUAAAUACAACUGCAGCAUAUGGCGGAUUGAUGUAGGUAUGUCCAGUGGAGUUCUUAAUUCAAGACCAGAGGUUCUUGAAAUCAAAGACAAUAAAGCAAGAGUUAUAAGAAGCAAAAAGGAUACGUCCAGUGAAUCUCAGGUUGUCGAUUUUAUAUAGAGACAAGCAAACUACUUCUUUCUAUGGCUCACAUUGUUUAUACAAAAGAAGAUAACUUCAACGACGAUAAAGGAGUAACACCAUUUUUGACCAUCUUAAGAGCAGAAGCAAACAGCGCAGAAAAAUAGAGGGAAAAGCAGCCUUUGUAUAUGAUACCCCCACACCAACUUUUUAUUCUUGCUCCAAGCGAAUUGAAUUUGGUUUUACUGUAAGAUUAAAAAUGAACGAUAGCUGCAUAUAUUGUUACUUUAACCAGGGAUUUGGAGAUGUAAUAUAGUUAUUAUUUCCAUUGUUAACACA